CGUUUUGUUUUCUCCCUCCCUUUCACACCCACCUGGAAGGAAAAACAGUAGUGUCACACCGAUUCCAGAAAUACAGACAAGAGAUUUAUUUUUUGUCAUGCCAUUUUCUUGUUGCUAUCAAUUUUUCGAUCAUGGAGGGUGAACAGGAAAAUAUCCCUCUGGAGCAAAUUGCUGGCAGGUUGCUUCAAGAUAAUUUCCUACUAACUGCUUUGGAAUUGCAUCUGGAAUUAAUCGAGGCCGGCAGAGAAUUGUCCACUUUGAAAGAAUUUUUCUCCAACCCUGCGAACUUUGAAAGGCAGACAUCACCGCCCUCUGCUACGUCUAUUGACUUUCCGUUUGGAUACACUCGAGCUCGCUCGCAAAGCCAAGCGACCCUUGAUUCCUUGGACAUAUCACGACUGUCUGAGGAUGGAACUGAUGAACGCAUUGCCGUGUUGGAAUUUGAGUUGCGAAAAGCAAAAGAGACCAUCAGUGGCUUAAGAACUUCUCUUACUCAAUUCUCCUCAGAGCGGGAAGUUCAUGUCACCAGCAGCAAAACAAACUCAAUCAGUAGCGAAGCAAUUCGCCCCCAUGAACAAAGGGCGCUAAAUUUUUUAGUGAAUGAAUAUUUACUUCGACAAGGCUACAAACUCACGGCUGUCACCUUCUCUGAUGAAAAUAACGAACAAGACUUUGAUGAUUGGGAUGACGUGGGUCUGAAUAUUCCAAGACCUCCUGAGCUACCUCAGUUGUACAGAGUUACCCACAAAGAAACUAAUGAAAUUGAGUGUCAAACUGAAGAAACAGUUUAUUUUGAAGAGGAAAUCACAAGACUGAAUACAAAAUGCAAUUAUCUCGAGCAAAAGUUGGAGGAAGCAAUAUCAAGAGAACAAUCAGAGCCAAAUAAAAUUUUAGACCUUGUAGAUGUUUCUACUGAUACCUCAGAUAUUCCAGUUUCAGAAAUUAAGACUGUUUCUUCUGGGCCACCAGCAAGAGUUGAAUCAAAAUUUGAAGAAGCAGCAGCCGAAGACGAAGAAGAGUUGAGAAAACUCCCUGAUCUAUUCCACUCCACCCUGCUGCGACUUCUCAGUAUUUCUCCCGACAGACCACGUCCUGUUGAAUCCCUCCUUCAUCUGCUGUUGGAAACUCUUCCAUCUGUUAUCUCAUCCAAGAAAGAAGAAUCGAUUCCACUUAUUCUGGCAGCCAUUCCCGAGGCCAAAAGUUCGGAUCAGUGCUCAGCCCUGAUCAGCCUUCUACUCAACAUAAGAAAAAAGCCUCAGGAACAGGAGCGAAUAGUAGUGGUGGAAGGGAUCAAACGCCUAGCCUCAGAUAGCGAGCUGCUGGAAGCUCACAUAUUGCCUCAGACGUGGGAGCUGGCUGGCUACAAGUCGAUGGAGCGGCGCCUGUUGGCCGCUGAAGUGUGCCUGGCAAUCGCCCCAACCGCCCCCGCACGCCUUCGUCAGGCGAUGGUGCUACCGGUGCUGCAGCAGUUGCUACUGGAGGCUGCUGAGCCUGAGGUUCGCGUCGCGGUCGUGCGAGCCCUGUCCUUGGUCGUCGCAUUCACUGCCCAGGAAGACAAAUAUCUGCAAUGUGAGGAGCUGUGCUUCUUGGCCAUUGAGGAUCAGGAUUCUGGUGUUCGCCAACUCGCUCAGCGGGUGCUCCUCCCUGUACUAGCUCAAUGGGCUCUGCAACUUGAUCGGUUAGAGUCGAGCUUGGUGAAGAGGCUGUUAUCCCGGCUGAAGGCUCUUGCUCAUGAUCCUCGUUGCGGACCGAUGAUUGGCGCCGUGGGCCAAAUUCUGCCUUUCAUCGUGAUCCGCUUGGCUUCACAUGAGGACGUGUUGGAUAGAAUGGAUCUGGAGCAAAUCAAGGAAAUCUCUGACAUUGGCUGUGACCUCAGCAAUCCACUCAUUUUCCUUGAGCCAAACAGCAACACAAACGCCAUGCUGCAAGCUUUGAAUCUGCGUCUCAGUGAUGACUCCUAUCAGCAUUGGCCGCAGAUGGACUGGGUCUUAUCUGCUUUCAUUCCGGGACUGUUUGAUGCCUUAUGCUCCGUUGAUGUUGGAAAUGAAGAUGCGCUGCUAGCCUACGUUAAAUUCUACCAUCAACUGAGCAAAGUCAUGGGAAAGCACUUCACGCUAAACAGAAUCAAACCAAUGUUCAAAGAAGGCCUUCGAAGUGCAGAAGAAUCUCUGUCGAAUCUCGACAAUAAUAGUGAACCUCAGACACCUCCAUCUUUAAUUUUGAUACCUGUUUUAUUGGUGGCUCUUUUAACCACUGGUGAUCCGAACGACACAAUGGAACUGUCAAACACACUCCGCCAUUUGCUCAUUUUGCUGCCUUCACUCAAGUUGCCUUUGGCUCCCUUAAAGGUGAGCAUAUUCCACUUGUGCCGAGCAAUAGCGCUUCAGGAAACCGUGCUGGCGUGCCUCAGCGAAGCGUCCAAGAACUCGAGGCCUGCUGUCAGACUGGCAGCCGCACAGCUCACCUUCCACAGUCUCAGCUGUUUACAUGAAAGUGCCUUGACUAAAUUCGUGCUUCCCCAACUGGCCAUGCUUGCCACUGACCUGAACGAAGAGGUGAAAGAAGUGGUUGUGGCAGCAUAUGCAGAGCUGGCCUCUCAGCCAGGAGUAGCCCAGGCAGAGAGCAGAACGACCUUGCAGCAACUCUCCAGAGAGGCACUGACCAGUCAUGUGAUGAGUGUGGCCGUCACAAAGGCCAUGACUCGCUUGCUGCCAACUUGUGAUCCAGCGUUUGCUGAGGAUGUGGUGCUGCCGCAGCUAUGCCAACUUGCUGCCUUUUGUCUGCACGGUGUGACAAGUCAGACGCGGCGGAUGGACCUUGGCCAGGCGUUGGUCGCUGCCCUAUCCACCGCCCUGCAGGUUCCUCUCAGCCGGCAAGCGAUGGCUGCCACUCUAGUACCUGCCUUGAGGGAUUUAAGCUCUGUGUGCGAGCAGUGCAUGCACGUCCACUCUGACGCGGUCAACAACUGGCUUCGAGAGGCGGAGGCGAGGGCCCAAAUUGAACCUGCUACACCGACAACACCCAAGACAGAGAAGCCGCACCUUGUGCAAUCUGCAAUGAAUUCAGGGAGGAAAAGUGUUGAAGAUGUGAAGCAACGGAUGUCGAGUUUGUUGAAAAAGAAGUAAGUUCGCUUUUAGCUUUUCAAAAAAAAAUAUCAUUCCAGUCUGGGAAUGCAAAUAAAACUUAAAUUUGGAGUGGAAAAACGUUUGUGAUACAUAGUACACACUUUGUUAAAUUUGGUUUUAAAUUAUUUUUGCACUUUGUGCUGGGAUAGAUGGCAUUAUUUUUGUUACUUAGCAAAUUCUUUGAAAUUCGUUCACGUUUCUAUAUUUUACUUAAGUGAUUAAUGCUAAGAAUGUUUCAAAUAAUGUGUAUUUUAUUAAUUAAUAUUAAAAUGAAUUACAAAAUA
Cloeon dipterum is the source of this 3409-nucleotide messenger RNA. RefSeq names its product RAB11-binding protein RELCH homolog. The coding region runs from base 132 to 3125 and encodes 997 amino acids. Gene Ontology annotation, molecular function: protein binding. Gene Ontology annotation, biological process: intracellular cholesterol transport. NCBI's taxonomy places the organism in Eukaryota, Metazoa, Arthropoda, Insecta, Ephemeroptera, Baetidae. Gene Ontology annotation, cellular component: recycling endosome; trans-Golgi network. The record is from RefSeq and is a predicted model, not a curated record. The transcript is spliced from 15 exons.